UCGGACAUCCAUUGAGUACCCGACCAAAAAGCACCUUUGAUGAAUGAUGGCCAGCAGCGGCGCGACACGAGUGACACUGCCCUUGGAGCCGCUACCGAUCAGCCCCAGCUCGCUGUCAGGCCGACGACAGCUGCCGCGCUUGCACCUGCCAUGCACGGCACCGGCAGUACAGCCAAAGGCAGAGCGGGCGAUCACGGUGGCAACCCCUGCUUCCUUCGAAGAGGAGGCACAUUUGAAGUCCAUGGGCCACUUCCAAGACGCCUUCAAGCUAGGCAGUUCAUUCCACAGAAGCUCUCGGGACCACGAAACGACACCGGUAGGGACAUGUGAGUUCUUGGGCUCCGGCAGCAUGUCGGUGGUCCGGAGGUGUGUGCGCCGGUGUGACGGCCAGAUCUUCGCUGUGAAGUGUGUCACUGCGGUGGACGAGGAGGUCAGGCAGUUUACUCGGGACGAGUAUGAGCUGGUGCGCGCUUUGCGGCAUCCGGCGAUCAUUACCUUUCGGGCCUGGUUUGAAGGCCCGGUGUCCGCGUGGAUCGUCAUGGACCUUUGCAGCGGUGGAUCGCUGGAGUCCUUUGUACGCCGUGAGGGCGCGAUGCGAGAGUGGCAGGUGCAGGACUUGGGCUUUCAGCUCAUCCGGGGUGUGGAUUAUCUGCACCACAAGCGGGUGGUGCAUCGCGACCUAAAGCCCGCCAACCUGCUCUUGCACAGACCGGUGGCUUCCGCAGCGCCCUCGCCGGCCCACGGCUUUGAGUGCAGAGGUUUUCCAGGGGAGCGCUCGCCCGGGGAGUCGCUGCCGUGGCUUCUGAAGAUUACGGACUUCAACAGCGCCAAGCGCGUGGGCGCGUCGGGGAACGGUUUACUCCUCACCGACCGCGGCACGCAGCUCUUUAAUGCGCCAGAGCUGAGGUUUGGACGCCUUUGGAACGAGCGCAUUGACAUUUGGGCCUCCGGGCUGUGCCUCUACUUUAUGCUGGCCAAGCAUGUGCCCUUCAACAUUGGAGAUCCGAAGGUGGCGGAAUCACUGCUGGCAGGAAAGCUGCCAGCUGUGGAUUGGAGCAUCAUGUCGCCUUUGGCGGGCAACUUGAUCAGGCAGUGCCUCUUUGUGGAUCCCUGCGACCGGCCCACCGCCAUGGAGCUGCGCUUGCAUCCCUUCUUUGGCAGCAAGCACAGGUCCGAUUCCAGGGGUUCGACCCUUGAAGCCGUGGAUGCCAAGUACUUUGAGGGGGUGCUCGACCGAAAGGAUUCCAAGGGGCUUGCUGACCGAAGGGAGUCCAAGGAUUCCAGCACCUCGAGCUUUACGGCGAGCCGCCGGAUUUCCCUUGAGAUCCCAUCCUUCGAGCCUUCUGUGCUCGUUCAGUCGUGCGGCCUGAUCUUCGGUGCGGCUCAGGGAGGCCAUCUGGCAGGCCGGGAGGCCCGCUGGAACCGGGGCUCUGUGUGGCUGGAGGUGGAGGGGCAGCUGCAACGGGCCGGCGCGCGAAGUGGAAGCAAAGUUGGGCGCGCGAGCCCUCUCUUCCUCGGCGGCCGGAGCUUUCCCAGUUUACAGCUGCCACUGCAGCCUCCCAGGCGAAACAAUGGCAGUUCCGCACGAAUGCGGAGUCACAGCAUGUACCUCAGCACGCCGAAGGCGUGCGACGCCAUUCCCAGGUCCCCGCAGCAGUCAGCGAGCCACAGCGAGCUGAAAGAGCCCAGAAGCUUCGACGUGCUGCUGCGCAUGGCCAGUGACAAGUUCCGGCAGAUGAACGCCUUGCUCCAUGAGGAGGUGCAUCCUCCCGAGCUUCCGGCAGUACCAUCUGCCACCGAGGAGAGUCUCUGGUGGAUGAGCUGCCCCCCAACUACCUGGGUGAUCCGCACCCGGACUUGGAUCCUGAGGAAGAUGCGCCUCCGGAAGACCCCCCGCCGCCAGUGCCGCCGGCUGCCUUACGAUGAAGCUGUUCUUCAGGUUCUGGUCGCAGCUGUGCAAUCUGCCCUGGAGGCGCGCUUGAGGCCGAUGCGCUUCCCUGAGGGACGCGCAGCCGCUGCAAACCUUUGAGCCAUGGUCAAGAGACGCAUGGAAUGCUUUUG
Molecule: messenger RNA, 2061 nt
Organism: Effrenium voratum
Lineage: Eukaryota; Dinophyceae; Suessiales; Symbiodiniaceae
Source: the annotation of a GenBank genome assembly